Solanum pennellii is the source of this 1518-nucleotide messenger RNA. RefSeq lists its product as uncharacterized. The record is from RefSeq and is a predicted model, not a curated record. NCBI's taxonomy places the organism in Eukaryota, Viridiplantae, Streptophyta, Magnoliopsida, Solanales, Solanaceae. The coding region runs from base 1 to 1518 and encodes 505 amino acids. The transcript has a single exon.
AUGGAUCUCUUCCCGAAUUUUGAUAUGGUCGUCUCAGCACCACCUCAGCUUACGAUGUGGUACAACGAUUUGGACGGGGAUCAUAGGCGAACCCUUAAUAAGUACGUAGGUGCCUUAACCGAGCUGAUCAACAUGGAUGGUUGGCCAGAACUAAUCGAGGUGCUUACGGGGUAUUGGGACAGUCAGAAGAUGGUCUUUCGUUUCGGAACAGCCGAAAUUACCCCGACGCUGGAAGAGAUAAGGGAUUGUAUAGACACCGUGGGCACUGGGAUAGAGACGAGAGCCCGAAAACAAGAGGAUAUUUUCAUCCCCAACAAACCUUCCGUAGAGAAUAUUGCGGAUUGGUUUGGACUAAGAAAAGACUUCGCUUAUUGGUGUCAGGAUUCCCACGUGAUGUUCAGAGAUCUCUAUAUUAGAUUCGGACACGCGAGUUUCUACGCCGCGUACAAUCGGGAGUUUAAGAUCUCCUACAGAGAGUGGAACGAGGUCCGUCCCGUAGCGUUUGCCGUGGCAUUGUUGGGAACAAUGGUUUUCCCGCACGGUCCGAGUUUGAGCAUCAACACCAGAGUCAUAACGCUCUUCCACACGUUGUUCAAAGGAUACGAAAAUCAAGGAACAACAAAAUACUACCCCGUAGCUCCAGUCAUAUUAUCUGACAUGUAUCGGGCCUUGGGUAAGUGCAAAGAAGGACACCGAUAUUUCCAAGGGUGUAAUCUACUCCUCCAGUGGUGGAUUCUCAGCCACUUGGCGAAGGGUGCUGGGACGCGGGAUUUACACACCCUCGACAACAAAAACACUCUCAAGGACUUAAACGAUUUACUAUUCUGGGCCAAUAUGGACAAUCGGAGAACAAGAGGGAGAUGGGCCCAAAUUUUCUCCGAAUUGAGAGAAGAGGACCUCCAAUGGAUGCUCGACCGUUUUAUAUCCAAGGAAGUUGUUGUGGAGAGUCGCAGAUGUGUCGUGCUCCCUCUACCAGGCAGUCGGGGAAUUCGCCCUUACGCGCCAUUUCGAGUCUUGCGACAAUUCGGAAGAAAACAAACCGUGCCCAGAGAAGAAUACUAUGGCGCUUAUAUGUAUGACAUUGGGGAUGACAGAGUGCAUGACGCUUCGGAAAUGCUCAGAGAAUGGAAAAAUGCCAAGCGCAUGGGUAAAGACACUAUCGCCCCUGACCGAUUCAACGCUGGAUAUGGCGAAGGUUACAAAGAAUGGCUGAAGAAGGACAUACAAAAUGUCUCAUUUCAGAUUCCGCGUAGCUUUCGCAGUGUGACGGACAGAGUAGCCAAAGCAGUGGCUAAACUGCAAGAGAUAAAGGAAGAGGCCAAUGAGGUCUAUGCUAAGUUUGUAGAGAAUCAGGACGCUCUUGAGAGGGCAACUCGAGAGGUCGAAAGACUGAGGCAGGGGUAUGAUGAGUUUGCCAACUGGAUCCAUCAGAAAAUCGAGAGGAUGCUGAGGUAUAUGUUUCAGCAACACAAAAUUCAGAAAGACGACUACGGAGCAGGAUCAUCCGGAGCAGCAUAG